UGCAGACGGCCGUGUCACCCUGUGUAUAGCAGACGACACAACAGCGUUGAGUUGUGACAGUGGCGAAAAAGAAACUACCGGCAACGCGGAGCCUGGCCCUUCGGAUACGGUGCUCCAAAGCCCGAAGGCGUCAAGAAACGUGUCACAGCCUUUGCCCGGAUUCGGAUUUCGAAAGGAAAUAUGGUGAUGGCUCCCAUGCUGACGGCGGCCAUGUUUUACGCCAUGUGCAACGCGUUCUCUCGCUGCUGCCCCCCGGACAGCGUGACCAUGCCGUGCCGGUGCUCGGGACCCAACACCUUCACUGUGCUCACGUGCGACGGACUCAUCUCUACGCGACAGGUGGAACGGGUGGCGUCCCGGCUGGCAAGCCACACCCUGGACUAUGGCAAGUUCAGCAUGUCCAACGCCAAGGUGAUGAAGCUCGAGCGGGGAAUGUUCGGCAACCUGCGCUUCGAGUACAUCCAGGUGAAGAAGUCCACCGUGGUCCAGGUGGAUGAUGGCGCGCUGGAGCCGUCGCGUGACACCCUGCGCCGCCUGGAGGUCGUCCACUGCGAGCUGAAGUCUUUCCCGUUCCAGAACGUCUCCACUUUCCCGAAGCUGGAGAGCCUCUCGCUCCAGUACAACAACCUUAAGGCGGUGCCGGACUAUGCCUUCAGGUACAAUCCCGGUCUGAAGAAGGUCGACCUGUCGUUCAACAAGAUCGCCUACGUGGGCAACUACGCCUUCUACUACGUGCCUUUCCUGGAGGAGCUCAACCUGCGCAACAACAAGCUGAAGGUGCUCAACAACAACGCGUUCGCCGUGCACGUCAAGCCCAACAACGACAUGGUGCUUGACUUAUCGCACAACCAGAUCGUGCUGAUCGCCGAGAACGCGUUCCACAAUGAGAACUUCCGCGUGCUCAACAUGUCGCACAACCGGUUGCGAUCUUUUCCCGAAAAGCACUUCCGACCUCUGCUGGUGCGGAUGGCCGUGCAGCUGGAGGGCACCAUCGACGUCGAAGGCAACCGGAUGAACUGCACGUGCGACUCGCUGGAGUGGCUGCUUCGCAUGCAGCCGUACUACCGGCGCUUCGUCAAGGGCUUCGUGUGUGCCGAGACGCACAAGACGCUCGAGCACAUGACCACGUGGGACCUGGACUGCGCGCACGGGGGUCAACCGGACGAAGAGCAGAGGCCGUACCUGAGCCGGGCCUGAUCGACGCAGCCGCUACGGCUUUGCGCGACUGCCUCGCGGCUCGCAGACGCCCGCUUUAACCUGUCCGCAAACGUAGCACUACCGUUUGCGGUAUACCGGGCUACGGCUUCAACAACGCUGGUAGCGAUAUCUUGCGACGCAGAGUUUAACCAGAGAGCGCAGAACAUGGCCCCCGAGAUUUGCGCGCGCCGGCUGAUUUUGCCAGUCGGCACGCGCCAAUCUUGGAGGCCAUGCUCAAAAAGCCAAUGGCGCAGUGACUAAAAAUAUCAUGCUUUACUGCUGGCGAAAAGCCGUUGGUAAUAGGUAAUCGUUAACGUGAAGUAAUUUCAUGAUUUUCCUUCGACUAGAACACGCGCGCAACACUGAAAAAUCUCAAACGCGUAGUUGGACAAAGGGUCAGUGGUUGCCGCUACCCAGCUUUGCUAUUGAGUAUGUUUGAAUACUGCUCACCCGUGACAAAGGGUACGGCCACAAGUUCAGUUCAGUUCAGUUCAUUUCAGUACUGGCAUAGACAGCUAUACGGUAACCCGAUAACCCGUAAACGAGAACAAGUUCUGAAAAAAAAAAGCUAAAACUCUAUACUUUCCUGCUGGUGUAGGGAACGUGGGCUUUAUCUGCUGCAGCUAAUGGUUCAUUCAAGUUACUAAGCGCAGCCCCAAUUGAGCGAGGGCUGCCAUCUCUCUCGACAUUCCCUCCUCGUCACACAGAUACGGAGCCCUUAGAUCAUCAUUCAGUGCAUGUGUGUUCAUCCAGACGUUGAGAAAACUUCGGGAGAGACAUGGGUGCACUAUGGUUGUUUAACGCAGCUCGGCCUACGAGCCGCUCAACCGUCCACACGUCAUACGCUGUUGCUAUGAUAAGGACAAGAACACUGGUUUGUUCAUUCUCAAACUGUAAUAUUCCACCUUUCUUACACCAGUGAACAUGUGCACAAUAGGAGUUUUGUAAAUUUUAAACUGCCCAUCUGCAGAAGUAACAAACACCUUUCACCGGCGCCAAUUCUUGGAAAUACUGGGAGCGCUUAUUUUCUUUAGAGGCAGUUUAUCUGCUCUCACCAUUCGCAAACAAAACAAAUAGAAGAAAUACUUGAGAGCACCCAGGAAGCAGCAAGGUACUGUAGUUGUUUUCUUCUAAAAAAAAAAAAAAUCUGUGCACAGGGUAGUCUUCUUGGUACACUUGGCCUGCGUUGUGACUGCUCCGGCGUUCUGCGGCCUGCACAAUCAUUAUCAUGACCAUAAUACCAUACUCAUCAUCAUAAUUCAGCCUACUUCAGGUCUGCUUGCCAGGACGAUAGCCCUAGCUCGUUAACUCCGCUUACCAGGGCUUCGUUCAGUGCAUAUGAUGAAUGCGACAAAUGUGCUUUCAAGUUUCCUAUUAUAACCUCCGUGUAAUUAUUUGCUGUCGUCAACUUGAUUUCUCUUCACUGGUGUCCAUUUUGUUACCCUAACACACCCGAUAUCAGUUGCACAUGUUAACCAUCCUACUCCAUAUCUCUCUCCUAAUCUAAGCUAGAGUAUAAUUUACCUGCGUUUGCAAUCUAAUUAACACCUUCGUAUCCCUAUUUGAUAAGACGAAGACUUAUUUUGGCCCCAACGGCCGUUUUUAUGUCAAAUUACACGUAAAACGCCGAAAUGCUCAUUAGACGAUCGCUGAACCAAUUUAAAUAAACGACGUUGCAUUUAUGAAACAAACCCAGUUUUAGUGAUUGCAGGAACCACAGUUUACAGUAAGGCCUCUAUAGUUUAUUUUUGGAUGUAGGAUAUAUAUAUAUAUAUAUAUAUAUAUAUAUAUAUUAGUGUGUGGGUGCGUGUUUCUAAUGUGUGCAAAUCCGUAACUCUGCACGAAAAAUCACACUUGUGUUAACUACACCUUCUAAAACAUCUAAAGAGGGCAAACGUGAUACCUGCGGUUACAGUUUAUGUGACAGGUACAACGGUUACAAGUGUUUUGCAAAUGCUCUACUCCCGAAUAAGCGUUACAUAUUAAUGUAGUGUAUACAUGUCUCAUUAGAUGCAUUCUACAAAAUAGUGGUAUGGCUGUUUUAUUGCUGAGUUUGCGGUGUACAUUUGCUACUUGAUUUAUUGAAAACUAAA
Dermacentor silvarum is the source of this 3290-nucleotide messenger RNA. RefSeq names its product leucine-rich repeat-containing protein 4B. The record is from RefSeq and is a predicted model, not a curated record. The transcript is spliced from 5 exons. The coding region runs from base 181 to 1197 and encodes 338 amino acids. Gene Ontology annotation, molecular function: protein binding. Gene Ontology annotation, cellular component: plasma membrane. Lineage: Eukaryota; Metazoa; Arthropoda; Arachnida; Ixodida; Ixodidae.